AUGAGUGAAUUAAUAAGUGCAAUGAAUACAUCUUUAGUAGUUGAUGCACCAAAGAAUGUACAACAAACAGAAGCAUCGAUUGUAACAUGUUCAUCAGAGAGUGAUAUUAACAAGGCAACCAAUGUGUUGGUUGAAGAUACCUAUAGAACAUGGCAAACCAAUGAAAAGGUUGGUGAAGCAAGCAUCGUUAUUCAAUUUGCACAACCAACUGUCAUCAAGGCUAUCGAUAUAGGUAAUGCAGGUUCUGCUUUUAUAGAAGUAUUGGUUGGUUAUUCAAAUUGGGAAGAUACUGAAUAUCAAUUAUUAGUACCAAUGACAUCAUUUAUGACUGGAAGUGAAAGUAAAGAUAAUACAAAUAGAAACAAAACAAAGAGAUUCGAAGGUAAUCAAUUGGCAUCACAAACAUCACAUAGAAAAUGGGAAAAGGUUAGAGUUGUUUGUAAACAACCAUUUGGCAAGGAUAACAUUGGGUUGUCAUUUAUCAAGUUUUAUUCACCUUUGAAAAAGACAUCAACACAACAGAUCAUUCUUAAAACAGGUGAUGGCGAUGAAUCAAUGACCGACUUGAACAAAACAGAAGAGGAUAUUACAGUGCCAACAGAGUUGAUAAACCAAGGUACUGUUCAAUUGGAUCUCAACAAUACUAGUACAACAAGUGCAACAAACCAAAGUAUAGCAAAGUCACAAUCCAUUCUAUCCAACAUCAUUCCAGGUAAAUCGAUUACAAUUAAAAGAGAAUCAUCAUUUUCUCUUGAUCCCCCAAAAGAUGAUGAAGAAGAGAAAAAGAGUAGUGGUCCAUCAUCAUCAUCAAUAUUAAAAGAACCAGAAAUGGAAGAUAUCAAAACUGAUAGUGAAGAUGAUGUUCAAACAUUACCAAAGUUUACUCCAAAAGGACAAAAAUAUCAAACUCCAUUUGGUCAUUUAUUGAAAGGAGUAGUUAUAGUUAUUGGAGGUAUAGUUAAUCCACAAAAAGCAAUGAUAAGAGAGAAAGCAAUUGAAAUGGGAGCUGGGUAUAAACCUGAUUGGUGUAGAGAGGCAACACAUUUGAUUACACCACUUAUUGAUACACCAAAAUAUAAACAAGCAAACAAAUCUGGUGGUUCAAUUGUAUUGCCAGAGUGGAUUGAAGAGUGUUACAAACAAAAGGAUCGUCUACCAAUUAAAUCUUUCCAAGUGACAGAAUCUGUCAAACAAAAGGACGGUGACAGUGACGAUGAAAAGAACAAAAAGAAACCAAAAACUAUCAGCACAACUAGUAAAAAGAGAAAAGGAAAAGGAAGGAAGAAAAAGGCACCUUCAAAUCCACUUGACCCAAGUGACACUGAAGACGAGGAAGAUGGACCAAAUGCAUACGAUCUCAACGAUGAUUUUAUCGACACUGGCAAUGUAGAUAGUAGUGGAGACGACGAUGACGAUGGAUCAUCUACAGAUGAUGAGGAUGGUCAACCAAAGUUUGUAGCAGAAGACACUGACGAUAUGUUUGCUGAGGGUAUGGAAUUUUUAAAGAGAACUUAUGGUUCAUCGGAUCCUUUGGUAAAGGAUGCAGUCAGAAAACACUCUUCUCCAAGGAGGAGACCAAGAGAACACAAAUCAUGGGAUAAAAAGCAAGAAGAGAAAUAUUCUACCAAACCAAAGGCACCACCUAAAAAGCAACAACAACAACAACAGGAUGACGAUCAAGAUAUUACACCACCAAUUUCACCAGUAUUGAGAAAAAAGUCACAUGGAAUGUUUGAUGACGAGGUUUUAUUCCACGAUACCACUCAAGAGUUGAGUGCUCUUGUUAUUAAAGAAGAGUUGACACGAAUGAUAUCCGCCAAACAAUUACAACCCAAUGAUAACAUGUUUGGUGAUUUCACUGACGACUCUAUGCAAGAUGGUGAUGAUGAUACCGAUGAAGACAAUGAUAUACUUCCUGAACAUUUUAAAAGAAAUCCAACUGCAAAACUUGGUGAUUUAUCUCAAAACAAAGGAAAAGAAUAUAUUUUGGACCCAUUACCAUCGUUUUUCGAUGGUAUUGAAUUUUAUCUUAGUUUCAAAGAUGAAACAUUAAAAUCAACAGUUACAAGAUAUAUUAUUGCUUACAAAGGUAUAAUUGCAUCAAUUCCAAAGACAACAACUAGGUAUAUUGUUACAGAUAGAACAUGGGAAAAAUCAUUUGCCCUUACACAAAAAAAGAAUCCUUCUAUUCAAUUUGUCAAACCAAGUUUUGUUAUCAAGAGUCACAACUAUUCUAAACUUGUUGCUCCUCUUGAUCAUUUAAUUGUACAAGAUAGUUAA
Cavenderia fasciculata is the source of this 2280-nucleotide messenger RNA. It is a transcript of the gene xrcc1, whose product is annotated as BRCT domain-containing protein. Gene Ontology annotation, biological process: single strand break repair; base-excision repair. Bases 1 to 2280 code for a protein of 759 amino acids. Gene Ontology annotation, cellular component: nucleus. Gene Ontology annotation, molecular function: damaged DNA binding. NCBI's taxonomy places the organism in Eukaryota, Evosea, Eumycetozoa, Acytosteliales, Cavenderiaceae. The record is from RefSeq and is a predicted model, not a curated record. The transcript is spliced from 6 exons.